Prorocentrum cordatum is the source of this 633-nucleotide messenger RNA. The record is from the annotation of a GenBank genome assembly. NCBI's taxonomy places the organism in Eukaryota, Dinophyceae, Prorocentrales, Prorocentraceae.
AGGACGGCCCCGCGAGGGCCGGCCGCGGCGAGCGCCCGGCCGCGGGCGGCGACGGGCCCGAGAGGCAGCUGGCGGGGCUGCGGCAGCAGUGCGCCAGCCUGCAGGGACGGCUGGACGCGGCCUUGCAAGAGGCUGCUGAGGCAGAGACACGCUGCCAGCAGUCUCAGACGGCGUCGACUCCCACCAGCCCUGUAUCUCAAGUUCACUCGAUGGAGGUGGUCCGCACGCCGUCAGCGAGGUGGGCGAGGGCCAGGCAACGGGACUACGUGGAGCGCUGGGGUGCGGCAGAGGAGCGGGGCGCGACCGCCGGCGCGGGCGGCGCAGACCUGCGCAAGAGGCUGCUGCUGGAGGAGCUGGAGCUGCAGCGCUGCUGCGCGGGCGCGGCCGCCGAGGAGUCCGCCCGUAUGCGGCUCGAGGUCGGCCUGGCCCUGCAGGAGGAACGCCAGCAGGUGACGGAGCUGAAGAGCCUGCUCGCGGCUUUCCAGAGCCGAGACUCGACCAUCGAGCUCGAGCUGAACCAGGCUCGCGGCCAGGCGCAGGCGAACGCGGCACACGCAGAGUGGCUUCGCGCAGAGCUUGCUCAUGAGGAGGAGAGGCCAGUCGCCCCCGAGCGGUCCUUGCCGGCGGCCGAGG